AUGGCUGACCUAGCCAGUGCGGUGGGCCAAUUUGACAGUAGUAAAAAUGGUAAGACCGACAAACCCCCCUCAGAACUCGCAGAUAACACGAGUAGUGCCAGGAGAGCAAACGCAGACACUAAAGUAAAUAUGAAUACAAAUACAAAUACUAAAGUAAGCACUAGUAUCACAAAGGGGAAUACAGAGGAUGCACACAGUGAUGAGAAAGAUGACAGCACGGUGGUGGUUGAUCCACUAAUCCUCUCAGAGAAGGAACUUAUGUCAAGGCAUCCUCUGCAACACAAAUGGACUCUAUGGCACGAUGAGGGCAAGGGUAACAGGGCCAAAAACACAAAUGUCUGGAUAGGUAGCUUGACCAAGGUUUCCGAGUUUGAUACGGUGGAGAUGUUCUGGGCUACGUAUCAUAAUAUUGUACCUCCGAGCCGACUGGGAGGGGGUAGUAACUACUGGCUGUUCAAGUCGGGGGUGCAGCCCAUGUGGGAGGAUCCUAUGAACGAGCAAGGAGGUAAAUGGUCUUUGGGAAUCCCGUCCUCCAAACGUGAGGAAAAACUGAAUACUUGCUGGCUGGCCACGAUGUUGGGUUUGGUAGGCGAGACUAUGGAGGACCAAGGCGAAGUCAUGGGUGCUGUUGUCUCUAUCCGCAAGAUGACCGAUCGACUAGCCGUGUGGACACAGUGGUCGUCCAAGGACUACGAAGAAACUAUUAAUAGAAUAGGUGAGAGGUUCAAGUCCAUCUGCCAGACGCAACGGCCCGUCUCGGUCAACUUCAAGGCACACAAUGAGGUGUACCAGCAUCACCAACACUUGGAUGCGAAUGCUAAAGAUGGAUCCAGUACUAGUAAGAACAAGGGGAGCUACAAUGGUAACCAUAACAGUAACAGUAACAACAACAGUCACAAUCGACGGACCUCGAAUGCCGAUGGAUCGUGGGGCGGGACGGGAAACAAUAACUACAGCCACAAAUCCGACAAAUCCGACCACAGCCACUCGGGCAACCCGCGAGACAGGAACGACAACAAGAACAAUAACCAUAACAACCACCAACGCCACGGCAGCACAUCCAGCCACACCAACAACAACUACAGCAAACAGGGCAACGUGCUCGGCUCGCGCGUCAGUGACACGGCCGCCGGAAGUAACAGUAGCAACAUUUUCACGAGCAAAGUAAACACACUGUCGAGAAGCCGUACGGGUGGGUCUUCGGGCAGUUCGUCUACACUGAACCGACUCAAUUUGGCCAGCGGCGCUUCAGAGAAAUCGGCUCAGACGACAACUGUCAACCCGCCUUCGAGAGGGAACGCUCGUGCUUGGCAGACACUCAAGAACCCCAAACCCAUUUCGCUCGCCGCAAUCCAGGCCAACGGAGCCGAAUCUAAAUCGAUUCCGGCUGUGCCUGUAACAUCGGCCGGUACUUCUCCGGCCACCCGCAAGAAGACACUCAACGCCACCCUUUCACGUCCCGAGAGCCAGGCGGUCAAUCGCUGGGCCGUGAGGAGAAGUAUCUCGACCAACGCCGUCAGUACACAGCCUAGCCUGCCCAAGACGUGA
Sphaeroforma arctica JP610 is the source of this 1548-nucleotide messenger RNA. RefSeq lists its product as hypothetical. Gene Ontology annotation, cellular component: eukaryotic translation initiation factor 4F complex. Gene Ontology annotation, biological process: translational initiation. The record is from RefSeq and is a predicted model, not a curated record. The transcript is spliced from 4 exons. Gene Ontology annotation, molecular function: translation initiation factor activity; RNA 7-methylguanosine cap binding. Bases 1 to 1548 code for a protein of 515 amino acids. NCBI's taxonomy places the organism in Eukaryota, Ichthyosporea, Ichthyophonida.